Mercenaria mercenaria is the source of this 4798-nucleotide messenger RNA. RefSeq names its product protein Wnt-10b-like. NCBI's taxonomy places the organism in Eukaryota, Metazoa, Mollusca, Bivalvia, Venerida, Veneridae. The record is from RefSeq and is a predicted model, not a curated record. The transcript has 5 exons. Gene Ontology annotation, cellular component: extracellular region. Gene Ontology annotation, biological process: cell fate commitment; canonical Wnt signaling pathway; neuron differentiation. The coding region runs from base 1390 to 2838 and encodes 482 amino acids. Gene Ontology annotation, molecular function: cytokine activity; frizzled binding.
ACGUGGAAAAAAGUUGCAAACAGUCUGUGACAUGCGAGUAAUAAAUCUUUGCGCGUAGAACAAAAUUGAACUAAAAGCGAUUACAGAAAAUUGGACGAUAAUGAAUCUGUCUAAAUUAAUUCAGAAGUGAUGUCUACACGAAAACUCUGAAAUUUUCUGCACCAUAGCCAAAUAGUUUUGGACUGGAAUAAAGUGAUAAAAUUUAAAGGAAUUAGGUUUGUGAGGAUAAACUGGUUUAAUUGCAGAGAAUAAACAAUAGUGUUUACAUAAAUUUAGUUUCCUUUGUGGACAGCAAAAUAAGCCUGAAAUUAUAAACAUUUUUAUUUAGUAUUCAAGUAUGUUUGUUUGAUUCUGGAAAUAGCUUCAUGGUUAUCAUGUAUUAGUAUACAUAUGAACGGUGUUGACACCUAUGUGACCUAAUUUGAUAACUGAGGUAUAUAUAAUGUUAAUUCAGCAAACCCAUCCUAUAUUGGUAAUACUAAAAUUAAAAGAACAAGGUGUGUAAAAUGGACUUUAAAGCCAUCAUUCUAAAUUGGUUCGGCUUUAUGUGUAUCUGACAGUGGUUUAUACUAUUAUGGACUUUUUAAACCAAUCGACCAAUACCUCUUCACUAACCGAACGAGCUUCGUUGAAUCAAACAAGGUAGACGGACCUAUUCACUAGGUAAUUUUACCAGUAUUAUUGAAUUACUAAUCAACUGUACUGUGGACAAGAUUGGAGAAAUAAUGUUACCUUUUCAACGUUGAUAAUUUCAUAAGAAAAGAAGUGACGGAAUAUAGUUUUGUUUUGCUUACUAUCCUCCGAAUUGUGCAAUAUUGUAUCAGUGUUAAAAACGGGAAAAGGUGACUGUUCAUUUUACUCAUCAACAGAAUUAUUGUAUUUGCCUCCCACGGAUUUUGGUAGAGCAAUAAAAACGGCCGCAAUAGUGGUUUUCUUAUUUAUUAUACCGAAAUACAGAUAGUUUUAAACUAGUGUUAAAAGUUUAAACAUGUGAUUUAUAUACAAUACACAGCAAUACUAUAAAACAUCAUCAAUUACACCUGUCGGAGAGAAAGAGAAAAAAACGUUAUUAAUAACGAAGUAGAAUGAUAAACUAAAAUUGAUGAGAUCGAAUCUGUGAAAGAAAAUGUAACUACAUUAUGUUACUUUAAUAUAUGAAAAACUGAAAUAUAAUUAUUGAGUAUGUGAGAAUUUUGAGAAUUUAAAUAACUGAAACUUAACAAGAAAGAAACUGAGAAAAUGAAAAGGUUUUCAAAUAGGUCGUGUAAAGCGGAAACACCGAAAAUUGAAAUGGAUUAAAUUAUUUUUGUUUAACAUUUGCUACAUUUUGAUAUUAAAAAGUGUUAAUUAUUUUAGAUUAUCUAUUUAAGUGUUUAUUGUGCAAACGUUAUGGAAGGGAAAACCUGUUAUAAACGUAAGUCUUUUCUAAAGAAGGACGUGGAAAUAGAAGAAUUAGAAAAUAGUGUUGGAGAGGAACUUGGUAUCCAAGAUCACACUACGGAACAACCAGAAUUAAAGUGCAACUGUUUCGUAAAUAUUUCAAAUCUUCAGUCCGAAUCAACCAGCCUGUCAUAUGAGAGAGACAAUUGUCUCAAAUACAGAAAUACCUCAGAUAAUAAAAACUUUGCCGAAAAAUAUUAUUUCCAAAUUGAAUAUGGAAAGGGUAGAUGUUUAAGAUGUAGGAAAUGUGGAUUAAUGAAGACACGUAGUUUACACAGUGCUUCAGAAGAGACAAUUUCGACAGAUCACAGGGGAGUAACUUCUAAGAGACCUAAGAAGUCUUUCGGAAUAGCCAGCUUGUCAUUCUUCCUUUUUAUUACCUUACAGCUGUGUCAGAACAUAUUAUGCCUCGAUAGCAACGACAUAUUACAGUUGAACAUUCCAACAGAGGAGCCAGUCAUAGAUCCUAACACAAUUUGUAAAACAUUUCCUGAACUUUCAACAAGGCAAUACAGACUAUGUUCAAAAUACCCUGACGUGACGGCGUCGGCAAUACAAGGAAUACAGAUAGCAGUACACGAGUGUCAAUAUCAGAUGAAAGAACACAGAUGGAACUGUUCCAGUCUAGAAAAGAAGAACAAGAAUCCACAUUCAAGUCCAUUGUUGAAGAAAGGGUACAAAGAGUCAGCCUUUGCCUACGCCUUGGCAUCGGCCGGUGUCACACACCAGGUGUCAAAAGCAUGCAGCAUGGGUAAGCUGAAAUCAUGUGGUUGCGACAUGAGUAUGCAAGGCGAGGUGAGAGACAAGUUCGAGUGGGGAGGGUGCUCCCAUAAUGUCGAAUUUGGUGACAACUUUGCAAGAAAAUUUACUCGUGCGCGCGAAACAGCACGAGAUAUCCAUGCAAGAAUAAAUUUGCAUAACAACAGAGCUGGAAGACUGGUGAUACUGAAGAAUGUCAAAAAGCAGUGUAAAUGUCACGGAAUGUCUGGAAGCUGCGAGAUUAAAACGUGUUGGAAAGUAUCACCAGAAUUUAGAAUCGUUGGAGAAAUACUCAAGAAAAAAUACGAAAAAGCCUCCCGGGUAAACAUCAGUAAUAAAACCAGUAAAAAGACGAAAAGAAGACUUGUGAAAAAGCAGAAAAACUCCGAACUAGUUUAUUACGAAAAAUCUCCAAAUUAUUGUGAUCCUAACCCGGAAGUGGACUCACCCGGUACAACUGGACGAUUCUGUAAUAAAUCCAGCACCGGACUAGAUAACUGUGACACGUUGUGUUGCGGUCGCGGACACAAUACUCUCCGUGUACGGAGGGCAGAACGGUGUAACUGUAAAUUUCAUUGGUGUUGUUACGUAGUGUGUCAAACUUGUGUGUCUAAUGAAUGGGUUACAGUUUGUAAAUAAUAGAAUAAGUCUUUUUUCUAUGAAAUACAAGUGAACCUCAGUAGCUCGAUAAAUAUUAAAGGGACAACUAUAUGGAGUUGUAUAGUCCUUUUCCCAAUUAUGAAAGUACUUGAUUUGCAAUUAAUUGUAAACUAACAUUUAAAAGCAAAUAAAUCAGCGCAUUCUAGAACAUUUUUAAAUAACACACUUAUAAUGUGCUAAAUAUUAUGUAGGAAUGCUCUCUAUAUUCAAAAAUGAAAUUCAAUGUAAGAUAUAAGGCCUUUAUCUGUAACUCAUAUGAUAAUCAUAAAAUACAAGAAUUGAAUGUAAGAUCUCAGGCCUUUUGCUGUUCUUAUAUGAUACUCAUAAAAUAAGCAGUUCAAUAAUAUUGAGUUACAAGUUUAUAGAAAUAUAUAUGUGAGGUAUAUCAGGAGCCUUAAUCCCAUGAAAUAAAUACGAGAUAAAUUUUAAACAGAAAUGAAUUUGACACUAAAUGCCGAUUGUUUCAUUUAGUUAUCGAGUUUCACUUGUAUUUCUAUUAGAUUAUUGUCCUUGUUAUUAGGCCAGUAUUUGUGAUAUUUACAUUAAAACCAACAGCAGCUCCACCCAGUCGAUAAAAUCUAGAAAAAAAUUUGAAGCAAAGAACUGAGCCAAAUAUAGUAACAAAAUACUCUGUUUGAUUGAUGCUAUCCAUGAGCGGUAAUGCAAUGUGCAAAACCUCUCACGCCAGCAGAACUCUAAAUUAUACAACUUCAUUGAAAGGACUCCAGCAACACUGUGUCGGAGUAUGGGGAUAUUUUUUUACGCCCGACACAUCAAGAUUGCUUCCAUGAUAGUUAAUAAGAUCUGUAAAAUGAUCCUGAAGCAACAAAAUAAAAGAACAGCAGACUCUUCAGUAAAAUUAUACCAGUUUUAAAGGGCAUCAAUUGAUUUAUAUAAAAUUGAGUGCUGUGUAGGGAUACGAUAUGUUUGUUAGAUAUAUGGAGUUUUUUGUUUUGUUUUGUCCGUUUACAUACUGUAUAAUUCCAUUAAUUUCAUCAGAUUUUAUUACCUCUUGUAUUUCUAGCUCCUCAUUCAUCAACGUUUUAAGCCUGAAACUAAAUGCAAUAUUUUCGUUUUGGUCUGUUAGAACCAUAUGAUAAUGCUGAAUGAAAUGUUAAUACAAUGUAUAAUUACGGUUAGUGCGAUUUUAUUUGUGCAGUGGCGUUUUUAGUUUUAGUUUUAACAGUCUCUGACAACGAAUAAUUAUUAUAAAAAGUAGAAUCACUUGCCUGUAACCAUUGUAGGUUGUAAUUUGCUUAGGGAUGUAAAAUUCUUUCGUGUAAGGUCAAGGUGACAGUUUAAAUGUCGGUGUACCUACCUAAAUGUCCAACCGAGCCUGAAAUAAAUCUCCGAGAGACAUCACGGGUCUACCUGCACGAGAAAACCCUGUUAGAGCAACAACUUCAAGUAUGCUGUGGAAUUUCAUAUUACAGUGAAAUGACAUUAAGAAAAUUACAUACUAUUCUGGGUUUGCAUCAGGAUAUAUUGGAAAACGAAAAAAGACCCUUCUCACUUACUAGUUUUAUUAUUUAACUCAUUGUUUGAACUAUUACCAUUUUUAACAAAACCUAUAUACGAAUAUGUACUCAUCGAAUCCGUUUCAGCGUUUCCCGAAAUGUACGGAAAUCCAUGUGCUUUCGGCCGCCGAAGAAUGUCGAAGUAGGAUUUGGAGUAUUCGUAAUUUGCACGGAAAUUGCCAAUUGUCGUCAUGGGUACUGAAACAAUUGCCAUGUGCUUACUGAUUCCUUUUCUCUCUGCCGAAUCUCUUUUGAUUGGUUUGCUUCAGAGAUCACAAAUGCUGGUAUAUGAAUUGUAAUACUUGCGUAUUUUAGGUUGUACAUAUUAUAUAAUUUAUACUGUUUGAAAUUUUGCUAUAAAACUGUUGUAAAUUAUUUUAUGUGAGGAAUUUACUGAUAUUAGAUGUCUGAUAUUAUAUUUA